Messenger RNA from Planococcus citri (citrus mealybug), 2048 nucleotides. RefSeq names its product cell division cycle 20 protein fzy (gene fzy). The transcript has 11 exons. Gene Ontology annotation, molecular function: protein binding; ubiquitin ligase activator activity; anaphase-promoting complex binding. The record is from RefSeq and is a predicted model, not a curated record. The coding region runs from base 215 to 1789 and encodes 524 amino acids. Gene Ontology annotation, cellular component: anaphase-promoting complex. NCBI's taxonomy places the organism in Eukaryota, Metazoa, Arthropoda, Insecta, Hemiptera, Pseudococcidae. Gene Ontology annotation, biological process: positive regulation of ubiquitin protein ligase activity; positive regulation of anaphase-promoting complex-dependent catabolic process; anaphase-promoting complex-dependent catabolic process.
UAAAAUUCAAAAGUAACGGCUUCUUACUCUCAAGCUCCGGCUAAUUCCAUAUUCCUUGUGAUUUUAUUAUUGAUUUAUUGCGAAUAUUUUCGAAAUUAAUUGUCAUUUUAGUUGUAAUUUCCUAAGCGAGACGUGUUUUGUAGAACUUUGAUUCGUGAAAUCCGUCAUAUUAAAGUGUAUCGAUAUUUUAGUGAACUUGUUUUAACUUAAAAUCAUGUCGCAAUUUGCAUACAUAGAUAAUUUAAAUACCGGGGCCAAAAUAGAUGGCCCGGUCAACAGAGGCCCAAUUUCAAGAUACGAAAGGAUGAAAGUGUUGGAAAAUUCAAGUCAUUUAAAUUCAUCUUCGAAUAAAGCGUCUAUGUCGUUCAAUUCAUCUAUAUCAUCGAGCAAAACGCCAAAGAAACACGCAGACCCGAAUACUAAAAAGACUCCGUCCAAGACGCCGAAGAAAUCACCAGGUCCAAAUUCUAGAGCUACUACACCCGGUAAAUCUAAAACUCCAAAUGGCGGCGAUAGAUUUAUUUCUAGAAGAUCUGCAAUUAGUUUAGAAAUGGCUCAAUAUAAGCUAGCUCAAGAAAACAUUAAUACUAUGGAAUCUGAAGAAUUAGAUCCUACACAAAAAGAAAGGCAACAAAUCUUGACAGAAAACAUGACCGGUUAUAAUUUAAGUGGAACGCGCAUACUCGAAUACCAGAGAAAAGCUCCCGCACCCCCAGAGGGAUACCAAAACGCUUUAAAAGUAGUAUACAGUACAUCAAAAACUCCAAUGUCGACUAAAGCGACUUCCAGAUACAUUCCUCAUGCUCCAGAAAGAAUCUUGGACGCGCCAGAUAUUUUAGACGAUUAUUACUUGAACUUGGUCGAUUGGAGCGCAAACAAUGUAUUAGCGGUGGCUCUCGGUUGCAGCGUCUAUCUAUGGAAUGCAGACACAGGAACCAUCGAUCAGCUACUGGAAUUAGAAGGAACGGAAUAUGUUUGCUCUCUGAACUGGAUGCAAGAAGGAAACUUAUUAGCCGUUGGAACGAGUAUGGGUAAUGUUCAGUUAUGGGAUGUCACACAAUCGAAACGUCUUCGCAUUAUGGAUGGUCAUUCGCAGCGGGUUAGCUCGUUAUCUUGGAAUUCUUACAUAAUUAGUUCCGGAUCUCGUACAGGGCAGAUCAUACAUCACGAUGUUAGACAACGUGAUCACUUGGUUGCGACGUUAUCGUCACAUUCUCACGAAGUGUGUGGUUUGAAAUGGUCCUCGGAUGGGCGUUACUUGGCCAGCGGAGGCAAUGAUAAUUUAUUAAAUAUCUGGAGCGGAAUACCCGGUCAAGCGACUUACCAAUCUCAACCCAUAUAUUCGCUUAGCGCUCAUCAAGCGGCUGUGAAAGCUCUAGCUUGGUGCCCAUGGCAACAAAAUGUACUAGCCAGCGGUGGAGGUACCGCAGAUAGAAAGAUUCGAUUCUGGAAUUGUAGUAAUGGAGUAUGCUUAAACGAAAUUGAUACUAAAUCUCAAGUAUGCUCUUUACUUUGGUCCAACACCUUCAGAGAAAUUGUGUCUGGUCACGGUUUCGCCAAUUAUCAACUCAUCAUUUGGAAAUACCCAUCGUUAACGAAAGUUGCUGAAUUGACCGGACACACCGCCAGAGUGUUGCACUUGGCUCUGUCUCCUGAUGGCACUACUGUCUUGUCUGCCGGAGCUGACGAAACGUUAAGAAUGUGGCGUUGCUUCGUGCCCGAUAAAAAGAAAGAGCCUCAAAGUAAAUCUGUCCAAAGUAGCUGUAUUCUCAAGACUCAUAUUAGAUAAUCUUAUUUAAAUUUAGAGUAUAACUUUAUUAAUUUUAAGUAAAUCGUGUUUUGUGUUCGAUUUGUUUUUUAAUGUAUUGUGUAACUCUCAUUAUUUUAAAUUAAUGUUGUUUUUUAGAAUAUUUUUGUAAUGAACUUGACGACUGAGUUUGUAAUAAUUCUGACACGACGAAUUCAUGUAUUCAUUAUAAUUGUAACUCGAUGAGAGGUUUUAACUUUUUAUACAUUGUUCAUUUUAAUAAAUAUCGCUGGAAAACGAA